CCGCUAUCUGAACGUCCGCUAAAACGGCCUUCGCGAGUUUCCCAACGCCGUUCUACAACUCUCGACGCUCGAAAUAUUGGACGUUAGCAGAAACAAGAUCAGGGAAAUUCCGGAGGAGGUAUGCCACUUGAUCUCGCUCAAGGUGCUGGCGAGCGACCCAGCGCAAUAGGAUCGAACGGCUGCCGCUUGUUUAGGCGGUUUCAACAGCUUGUAUGCAGCAGCAGAUUCGCUGCCACCAUCCCCGGACUGGGGAACUUCAAAGGCACAAUCGUGCACCCCCAGGUCUGGUCAGAGGAUCUCGAUUACGCAGGGAAAGAUAUGGUCAUCAGUGGGAGCGGCGCCACCGCUGUUACCCUUCUGCCGAACCUUACUGAAAAGGCCAAGCAUGUCAUGAUGCUGCAGCGCUCGCCAAGCUACCACUGCUCUUGAAGAAGGUUCAAUGACCUUGGCCGACCAUGCAGGACCGAGCGCGCAAAGGCUCCACGAGGAUUGUGGGUGGAGUGGGUAGGAUUACGUGGAGGAAGAUAUGUGGGGGAACAGAUAGAUAGUUUUUAAGCAGCACUCAUCUUGCACGCCUUCGAGAAAACACAAAGGAUACUCUGACCUUAUGACGGC
This is a messenger RNA of Aplosporella prunicola CBS 121167, 615 nucleotides long. RefSeq lists its product as uncharacterized. The coding region runs from base 121 to 429 and encodes 102 amino acids. The record is from RefSeq and is a predicted model, not a curated record. Lineage: Eukaryota; Fungi; Ascomycota; Dothideomycetes; Botryosphaeriales; Aplosporellaceae. The transcript is spliced from 2 exons.